AUGCCUGCCGAGUGGAGCAGAAGCGAGUGUUCUUGGAGAGGUCAUGAACUUGGGCCACCUGGGCUCACUGGCAACUUGUUGUGCGCAGUUCUCAAUGGAGCCCUGGACCCACGGGGCUCCGGGCCCGCCCUUUUUUUUUUCCUCUUUGCUUUUUCUCUCUUUUUCCAGUGUGUGAACUUGAAGCGGAAAGCAGACAGGCGCUUCGCAUACUUCGGCGCCAGCUGCCUCCCCUUCACACUUAAAAGUGGGAGCAAAGGACCCGCUUUGCUGACACUGAGAAGCAGGCCAGACACCCAGGAGCAGAUGAGCAAUGACCCAGCAGAAGGCAGCCUGGACUCUUGUGAUGCAACAGGUUUGACAGAUGAAAAAGUGAAGGCAUAUCUUUCUCUUCACCCCCAGGUAUUAGAUGAAUUUGUAUCUGAAAGUGUUAGUGCAGAGACUGUAGAAAAAUGGCUGAAGAGGAAAAACAACAAACCAGAAGAUGAAUCAUCUCCUAAGGAAGUCAGCAGGUAUCAAGAUACAAAUAUGCAGGGAGUUGUAUACGAACUAAACAGCUAUAUAGAACAACGGUUGGAUACAGGAGGAGACAACCAACUACUCCUCUAUGAAUUGAGUAGCAUCAUUAAAAUUGCCACGAAAGCUGAUGGAUUUGCACUGUAUUUCCUUGGAGAGUGUAAUAAUAGCCUUUGUGUGUUUACCCCACCUGGAAUCAAGGAAGGAAAACCCAGGCUCAUCCCUGCUGGGCCCAUCGCCCAGGGCACCACCACCUCUGCCUAUGUGGCCAAGUCCAGAAAAACGUUGCUAGUAGAAGACAUCCUUGGGGAUGAACGAUUUCCAAGAGGUACCGGACUGGAAUCAGGGACGCGUAUCCAGUCUGUUCUGUGUUUGCCAAUUGUCACGGCGAUCGGGGAUUUGAUCGGCAUCCUUGAGCUGUACCGGCACUGGGGCAAGGAAGCCUUCUGUCUGAGUCAUCAGGAGGUUGCAACAGCAAAUCUUGCCUGGGCUUCAGUAGCCAUACAUCAGGUUCAGGUAUGCAGAGGUCUUGCCAAACAGACUGAAUUGAAUGACUUUCUACUCGACGUAUCAAAAACGUAUUUUGAUAACAUAGUUGCAAUAGAUUCUCUACUUGAACACAUAAUGAUAUAUGCAAAAAACCUGGUGAAUGCCGAUCGUUGUGCGCUUUUCCAGGUAGACCAUAAGAGCAAGGAGUUAUAUUCGGACCUUUUUGAUAUCGGAGAGGAAAAGGAAGGAAAACCUGUCUUCAAGAAGACCAAAGAAAUAAGAUUUUCAAUUGAGAAAGGAAUUGCUGGUCAAGUAGCAAGAACAGGGGAAGUCUUGAACAUUCCAGAUGCCUAUGCUGACCCACGCUUUAACAGAGAGGUGGACCUGUACACAGGCUACACGACCCGGAACAUCCUGUGCAUGCCCAUCGUGAGUCGGGGCAGCGUGAUAGGCGUGGUGCAGAUGGUGAACAAAAUCAGCGGUAGUGCCUUCUCUAAGACGGACGAAAACAACUUCAAAAUGUUUGCUGUCUUUUGUGCUUUAGCCUUACACUGUGCCAAUAUGUAUCAUAGAAUUCGUCAUUCGGAGUGCAUUUACCGGGUCACCAUGGAGAAGCUGUCCUAUCAUAGCAUUUGUACUUCAGAGGAAUGGCAAGGCCUCAUGCAUUUCAACCUUCCCGCCCGUCUUUGCAAAGAAAUUGAACUGUUCCACUUUGACAUCGGUCCCUUUGAAAACAUGUGGCCUGGAAUUUUUGUCUACAUGGUCCACCAGUCCUGUGGGACAGCCUGCUUUGAGCUUGAAAAGUUGUGUCGUUUUAUCAUGUCUGUGAAGAAAAACUAUCGUCGGGUCCCUUACCACAACUGGAAGCACGCAGUCACGGUGGCACACUGCAUGUACGCCAUACUCCAGAACAACCACGGGCUCUUCACCGAACUCGAGCGCAAGGGACUGCUAAUUGCGUGUCUGUGCCACGACCUGGACCACAGGGGCUUCAGUAACAGCUACCUGCAGAAAUUCGACCACCCCCUCGCGGCACUAUACUCCACGUCGACCAUGGAACAGCAUCACUUCUCCCAGACCGUUUCCAUCCUUCAGUUGGAGGGGCACAAUAUCUUCUCCACCCUGAGCUCCAGCGAAUAUGAACAGGUGCUUGAGAUCAUCCGCAAAGCCAUCAUUGCCACAGACCUUGCGUUAUACUUUGGAAACAGGAAACAGUUGGAAGAGAUGUACCAGACCGGAUCGCUAAACCUUAAUAAUCAAUCACAUAGAGACCGUGUCAUUGGUUUGAUGAUGACUGCCUGUGAUCUUUGUUCUGUGACAAAGCUGUGGCCAGUAACAAAAUUGACGGCAAAUGAUAUAUACGCAGAAUUCUGGGCUGAGGGUGAUGAAAUGAAGAAGCUGGGAAUACAGCCUAUUCCCAUGAUGGACAGAGACAAGAAGGACGAAGUCCCACAAGGCCAGCUUGGAUUCUACAAUGCCGUGGCCAUUCCCUGCUACACCACUCUCACCCAGAUCCUCCCGCCCACAGAGCCUCUCCUGAAAGCCUGCAGGAAUAACCUGAGCCAGUGGGAGAAGGUGAUUCGAGGGGAGGAGAGUGCCGUGUGGAUCUCGAACCCGCCGGCGGCCCAGGGGACCUCGGAGAAGCUGCCCGUGAAGAUCGAUGACUGAUGGCCGCCCCUGAGCCCUCCCACCUGAAGAUGUUCAUCUUGCUUCUUUGACUUUUCUUCCUUUUAUUUUUGUGGGGGGAACCUACACCUGGUAACUGGGAUGCAGACCUCUUCAAGAAGGUACCAUCAAGUAAACACAUCCAGCAGACGGCUCCCUGCCAGGCUCCUCUGUACUGCGUCACAGACGGUGAUCAGCCAGGACCAGAAAUCCGCAGCCCCAGUGACUCCUUGUGAACUGGCCUUUUCUAAUGGGCUAAUAUAGCUGAGGCCUUAAUGGAAACGGACAAUUGUUCGGAAGGGGGUACUUUUCCACUGUAUCUUUCCAGUGAGGGUUAAAACGGUACUAUUAGGAUAUUGUACUUUGGCUUUAACACCAGUGUUGCUUUGAUGUUGUUGGUUAUAAAUAGGAACUUUUACGUGUUACUCUUGUGGAUGUUCAUGUGUGACCUACUUGUAAUUAGCGUGAAUCAUAGCAGACAGCCUCAGACACGUGGCAUCGAGGUUACAGAGUAAGAAGCGCCUUUCUGCAAUCAGUGAUGGAAAAUCGAUCCUUCUUCAGAGCCUCAUGAACUAGAAGUUAGGUGGACUUAAAGCGUGUUCUGUAAGCUUAUACUACAGGGCUUAGAUGAAUACAUUUAACACUAAAGGAAGCAGAUUUUCUAUCCCCUUGAGACGAGAUGCAGGUAUACAUCAUACUAAAUCUUAGAAAUCCAAGUAUCAAUUCCAAAAAUGUCAGAGAAUAUUUUUUCUUUAUUUUUUUCUUUAUUGUAGUCUUGGCAAAUUUCCUAAACCCUUUACAUAAAGAACAAAACAAAAGCAAGGCAUACAAUUUUUUUCAACGGACAAGUCUUACGGAUGUCAAAUGUGAAUUUUUAACAAUGAUUCUUUGAUGUUUUCACUCGAUGUCAUUGCAAAAUCUUAAACUCACAUUCCAAGUGAAAGGGUUGUUCUACAAAUUAUUUAAUGACAAGACCAUACAUUUCUCCUAAAAUCAAUUAAACCAUAACAUCUAAGCCUCCUGGAGUCUCCACUGCGAGCCGCACAUUCAUCUCCUGUUCAUACUCCCCUCGUGCUCGUGCGCUCUCGAC
Messenger RNA from Lagenorhynchus albirostris (white-beaked dolphin), 3757 nucleotides. It is a transcript of the gene PDE10A, whose product is annotated as phosphodiesterase 10A. NCBI's taxonomy places the organism in Eukaryota, Metazoa, Chordata, Mammalia, Artiodactyla, Delphinidae. The record is from RefSeq and is a predicted model, not a curated record. Gene Ontology annotation, biological process: negative regulation of receptor guanylyl cyclase signaling pathway; signal transduction. Gene Ontology annotation, molecular function: protein binding; 3',5'-cGMP-stimulated cyclic-nucleotide phosphodiesterase activity.